Molecule: messenger RNA, 684 nt
Organism: Olea europaea var. sylvestris
Lineage: Eukaryota; Viridiplantae; Streptophyta; Magnoliopsida; Lamiales; Oleaceae
Product: actin-related protein 2/3 complex subunit 1A-like
Exons: 7
Coding region: 151-651 (166 amino acids)
Biological process (GO): Arp2/3 complex-mediated actin nucleation
Cellular component (GO): Arp2/3 protein complex; actin cytoskeleton
Molecular function (GO): actin filament binding
Source: RefSeq, a predicted model, not a curated record
UUUUAUUUACUUCUUUUAAUAAUUUUGUAGAUACUCCUUGCAACCACCUCUACUGAUGGAAAAUGUCGAGUAUUCUCUACUUUCAUUAAAGGCGUGGACACAAGGGACUCUGCAGGUUCUUCUGCAGAUUCAAAAUUCGGAGAGCAAAUUAUGCAGCUCGAUCUCUCAUUUUGUUGGGCAUUUGGCAUCAAGUGGUCUCCAAGUGGCAAUACCUUUGCCUAUGUUGACAAAACCUCAGGUCAUAAUUCCAUGAUAUACUUUGUUGAUGAUGUCGGCCCUUCUCCAUCAGCCCAGAGUGUAGCAUUCCGUGAUUUGCCCCUUCGUGAUGUUUUGUUCAUUUCUGAGAGAAUGGUAAUUGGUGUGGGAUUUGAUUGCAACCCAAUGGUUUUCACAGCAGAUGAAAGAGGAUUAUGGAGUUUCUUGAGAUUCCUUGAUGAGAGAAAAAUAGUAACUUCAAGUUCAAGAUAUGGUUCACAGUUUUCAGAAACAUUUGGAAAAUUUUACAGCCAAUCAAAAUAUGGGAUGAGCAAUGACACUUCUGAACCUUCAAGGCGACGUGGAACCUCCCAUGAAAAUUGCAUCAGGUACUGUGUUGCUCUACUCAUGUUCGCAUCCUUGUUUGAUCUAUAUCAUUAUGCACCUUGUGUCUGAUUUAUAUAAACACGAUCAAGGCUGUGACAUGUA